ACUGACGUCGGGUGGGUAGGCGGACUGACUGACGUUGGCGGCGGAUCAGGCGGACUGCGCGGACAGCACGGUACCCCGAGCGAGGACCCGGUUGUCAGGAGCCCGGGCAAGAUGGCGGACGUGCUGAGCGUACUGCGUCAGUACAACACGCUGAAGAAGGAGAUCGUGGUCAAAGGGGACGAGGUCAUCUUCGGGGAGUUCUCCUGGCCCAAGAAUGUCAAGACCAACUACGUGAUCUGGGGGACGGGGAAGGAAGGUCAGCCAAGGGAGUAUUAUACUUUGGAUUCCAUUUUAUUCCUGCUAAACAAUGUUCAUCUUUCUCAUCCUGUGUAUGUGCGGCGCGCUGCAACGGAGAAUAUUCCUGUGGUGCGAAGACCAGACAGAAAGGAUUUACUUAGCUACUUAAAUGGUGAAACAUCAUCAUCUGCGAGCAUAGACAGAAGUGCCCCGCUAGAAAUUGGUUUGCAGCGAUCGACACAAGUUAAAAGGGCAGCUGAAGAAAUAUCAUCAGAAUUUAAAAAACCCAGGAUAGAGGAUGAAGAGCGCGUGCGACUUGACAAAGAGCGCUUGGCAGCUCGGUUGGAAGGCCACAAGGAAGGCAUUGUACAGACAGAGCAGAUCAGGUCAUUAUCAGAGGCCAUGUCUGUGGAAAAGAUUGCUGCUAUUAAGGCCAAGAUUAUGGCAAAGAAACGGUCCACUAUAAAGACGGAUCUGGAUGAUGAUAUUGCAGCUUUGAAACAAAGAAGUUUUGUAGAUUCUGAAGUAGACGUAACCAGAGAUAUUGUCAGUAGAGAGAGGGUAUGGCGGACAAGAACUACCAUUCUCCAAAGCACUGGCAAGAAUUUUUCGAAGAACAUCUUUGCAAUUUUGCAAUCGGUGAAAGCCCGGGAAGAAGGUCGAGCACCAGAACAAAGGCCCCCACAAAACGUAAUGCCUCCGGACCCGGCGCUUCGAAAUAAACAGCCUAUUCCAGCUGCAUACAACAGAUAUGAUCAGGAAAGAUUCGCAAAGAAAGAAGAAACGGAAGGUUUCAAGAUUGACACAAUGGGCACCUACCACGGCAUGACACUGAAAUCUGUGACGGAAGGUGCAUCUGCGAGAAAAGCUCAAACUCCUGCUGUCCAGCCCAUCACACGACCAGUUUCACAAGCAAGACCGCCACCAAAUCAAAAGAAGGGCUCUCGAACUCCUAUCAUUAUCAUUCCUGCAGCUACCACCUCUUUAAUUACCAUGCUGAAUGCAAAGGAUCUUUUACAGGACUUAAAGUUUUUUCCGUCAGACGAGAAGAAAAAGCAAGGGUGCCAGCGAGAGAAUGAGAUUCUAAUCCAACGGAGAAAGGACCAGUUGCAGCCGGGAGGGACUGCCGUCAGUGUUACAGUGCCUUACCGAGUGAUAGACCAACCCCUUAAACUCCUGCCGCAAGACUGGGAUCGUGUUGUGGCAGUCUUUGUACAAGGUGCUGCCUGGCAGUUCAAGGGAUGGCCAUGGUUAUUACCUGAUGGAUCACCUGUGGAUAUCUUCGCAAAAAUCAAGGCAUUCCAUCUCAAGUAUGACGAAAUGCGCCUGGAUCCAAACGUUCAGAAGUGGGACGUGACCGUUCUGGAACUGAGCCACCACAAACGCCAUCUCGACAGAGCUGUUUUGCUUCGUUUCUGGGAGACUCUGGACAGGUACUUGGUGAAGCACAAAUCGCACCUGAGAUUCUAAGCUGCGGGAAGCUGUGGAUUCGCUGCCAUUCAUUUCCCAGAGGUUGCGGAAGAGUUCUGCAAAAGACGCAAAUAUCUUGGGACUAAAAUAUUUCAUCGGCUUGUCUGCCCUUCUCAAGACCAGUGGCAUUACAGUGUGGGUCAGCCUGAAUUGUCUCAUAUACAAUACUUGCUGGAUAUUUUUUUAUUGCAUUGGAGAGUUGAUGUCUGCAACAAUUAAGCAAAAACAAUUGUGCUUACACUACCAGUUUUCCAAUGGUAGAUUGUCUUCUAGUCUGAAAAAUCAAAUUUGUAUUUUAUUCUAUAGUGGUUCUUUUUCAGACGCACUUUUUAAAAAAAAGAUAUUAUCCAAUCCUCCUUUUCCCACCCCCACACCUCCCCCCAAUCUUAUAAAGACAUUUGUUCAGUACAAAACUGCAGAUUGUAUAUCAUCACUGUUAUGUGGGUGCGGGGGGGGGGGGGGGAGGAUUUCGUUCAAACAAUUCUUCUCAGGUAGAAUAAGAGGUAAGACAGCCAUAGAUGACAGGUUGACUUAUUUUUUUUCUGUUUGUGUAAAAAAAUACUACUACAAAAUUAUACAUGUACGAGCAGCUGUAAAGGAUGUUGAACAAUCAUUUUGGUUAUUUGUCAAGAAUUGGGGCCGAAGAAUAAAGACUCAAAGAGGUCCAUUAUUGCUAUUAUGAAGAGAUGAAUUGGAAGCCCUGUUUUAAAGCGUUGCCUAAAAGGACAGGUUUAAAAGGGUCUUUGUCUUUGAACCCGUACUUGGCUUUCUAAGCACAAAUAUGAAACCCCAAUAGUGUAUUUUGAGUUCUGUACCACAAAUUCCUCGUCCACCCAGUGCCAAGGUAGAAAUGAUUAAAAAUUCAGUUGUGCUGCUUGUUGAUGCGAGAUAAAUAUAUGACAUAAAGUGC
Amblyraja radiata (thorny skate) is the source of this 2617-nucleotide messenger RNA. RefSeq names its product cell division cycle 73, Paf1/RNA polymerase II complex component, homolog (S. cerevisiae) (gene cdc73). The record is from RefSeq and is a predicted model, not a curated record. Gene Ontology annotation, biological process: positive regulation of transcription elongation by RNA polymerase II; transcription elongation by RNA polymerase II. Bases 112 to 1707 code for a protein of 531 amino acids. The transcript is spliced from 17 exons. Gene Ontology annotation, cellular component: Cdc73/Paf1 complex. Gene Ontology annotation, molecular function: RNA polymerase II complex binding. Lineage: Eukaryota; Metazoa; Chordata; Chondrichthyes; Rajiformes; Rajidae.